AUGGAUAAGAUAAUGUUAUUUGUAGUUUUUAACGGAAGAUGGAAUGCAAACAACAAAUAUAUUGAUCAUGAAGUGAAAAUAUUGAUGGUGGAAAAGGAUAUCAAGUACGUGGAAUUGGUAAACAAGAUAUACAAAGAGCUCAGAUUGAAUGAAAGAUUGAUUUCAACAAACUUGAUUUUUGAUGCAAAUAUGGAUACAAGCAAAGGAAUGAAGAUAGAAAGUGCUGAGAAUUUACAAGUUUAUCUAAACUUGAAUAAGACUGUGGAAGAGUUGAAAAAAUGUCCUCUCAUCAUUGAAGUAGAACAGAGAAAUCAAACCAUUUCUUUGCCAAGAGAAGCUAGCAUUCCAUCUGCUUUAGCAAGCAAUGCAACAAGUCACAGUUUGACUCUCACAGACCCCAAUACGAAUACUGCAAGCACUAGCAAGAUGAAGAGCGCCUCAACACAAGAAUCCAACAAAAUUACAGAACAUGGGCAAGAAGCUCAAUCACCUCUGCAUGUGCUGCCGAAUAUGGAGAUUGAAGACAUAAGAGUCAAUUAUGUUUUCAAGAAUAAGACUGAUCUAAAACAUACACUUGCGAAAAUAGCCAUCAAGAAACACUUUCAGUAUAGAAUUGAAAAAUCAUGUUCAGAAGCAUUUUGGGCAAAAUGCAUAGAUGAGAAUUGUGGCUGGUAUGUACGUGCAAGAAGCUCAAAAGUAUUAGACUACUUUCGAGUUAUCAAAUACCAUAAACACCACACAUGCUCCUUAAAUCACAGAAAUUUUGAAAAUAGACAAGCAAGUGCAAAAGUCAUCAGUAGUUACUUCAAAGAGAAGUUUCGUGACCCAGGAUCAACCUAUCGACCAAGGCAAAUAAUACGAGACAUGAGAGAUGAACAUGGGGUAGGUGUAACGUACAAUAAAGCAUGGAGAGCAAAAACACUUGCAGCUGAUGAUGUUAGAGAGUCAAAUGAGGAAAGUUAUGCAUUGUUGCCUUCAUAUUUGUUUAAAUACAUGUUUAUUACUUUUGGUGCUUCAUUGGAUGGAUGGAAGCAAUGUAGACCAGUUAUAGUGGUAGAUGGAACAUUUUUAAAAACGAAAUGUGGAGGUACACUGUAUGCAGCUUGUGUUAAAGAUGGAAACAAUCAAAUUUUUCCGCUCGCCUUUGGAAUUGGGGAUUCAGAAAAUGACAAUGCAUGGAUAUGGUUCUUUACAAGACUAAAAGAAGCAAUAGGAGAUCGAGAAAACUUGUGCAUAGUAUCUGACAGGCAUAAAAGCAUCAAAAAUGCAGUUGAACAAGUGUAUCCUGGUGUAUAUCAUGGAGUUUGUCUUUAUCAUUUGAAGCAAAAUCUAAGGACUAAGUUUAGGGGAUUACAUGUGCAUGCCAUAUUUGAAACUGCUUCAAGAGCGUACUCAGCUCAAGAAUAUUAUUCUGCCAUGGCUGAAUUACAGAAAAUUAGCCCUGAAAUGACCACUUAUCUUUUGGAAGCAAAACCAUAA
Humulus lupulus (European hop) is the source of this 1479-nucleotide messenger RNA. RefSeq lists its product as uncharacterized. Lineage: Eukaryota; Viridiplantae; Streptophyta; Magnoliopsida; Rosales; Cannabaceae. The record is from RefSeq and is a predicted model, not a curated record. The coding region runs from base 1 to 1479 and encodes 492 amino acids. The transcript is spliced from 2 exons.